This is a messenger RNA of Ziziphus jujuba (common jujube), 2082 nucleotides long. RefSeq names its product AAA-ATPase At3g28580. Gene Ontology annotation, molecular function: ATP hydrolysis activity; ATP binding. NCBI's taxonomy places the organism in Eukaryota, Viridiplantae, Streptophyta, Magnoliopsida, Rosales, Rhamnaceae. The transcript has a single exon. The record is from RefSeq and is a predicted model, not a curated record. Bases 399 to 1832 code for a protein of 477 amino acids.
UCCUCAAUUUAUACAUAUAUGCUUAGCUUAUUCAGAAAGUAAUAGUUUAGUUAGACUUAACCCUCUAAACAAAUAGGAGGCGUGCAACUUUUGCCGACUCUGCGGGCAUAGAGACAAGGCCACCAGUCAAUAUCAUGUGAGUGACAGUGACACCAAAUACACAACAUACACGCAUUUUCUUUUUUCUUUUUUUCUUUUUUUUUGUUUUUGUUUUUUUUUUUAAUUAUUUGAAAAUAUACCAUACAAACCGACUCCCCGAAUCUUCGCCUAUAUAACUAAAAACACAACCCAUCAAAGAGAGAUCCAAAGUUGUGACAAGCUUGGCAAAUUGUAAAAGCAGAGAAAGAAGAAAAACAGGCAAAGUAACAGGAGCAAAGGCAAAACAACAAAUCAGAAACAUGACAGCAUCAGAAAAUUUUGCUAAUCUGGGUUCCAUGGUUGGUGGCUUUAUGUUCAUGUGGGCUAUGUUCAAACAGUUCUUUCCUCCUCAGCUUCAAGAGUACAUCGAGAAGUACUUCCAAAGUGUACUGAGGGUUUUUCACCCUUAUAUCCAAAUCACAUUCAAUGAAUUCACCGGAGACCGUUUCAUGCGAAGUGAAGCUUACAUUGCCAUCGAGAACUACCUCAGCUCCAAUUCCUCCGCUCAAGCAAAGCGGCUCAAGGCGGACAUGGUCAAGAACAACCAGUCCCUUGUUCUUAGUAUGGAUGACCAUGAAGAGGUAGCUGAUGAGUACAUGGGAAUCAAGCUAUGGUGGGCUUCAGGGAAAAACGUUAUAAAAAGCCAAACACCUGGAUUCUACAACUACAACGCCACGGUCGAGAAAAGGUUCUACAAGCUCAAUUUCCAUAAAAGAUAUAGGGAUCUCAUCAUUGGGCCAUACCUACAACAUGUCUUGAAAGAGGGAAAAGCAAUCAAUGUGAAAAACCGGCAGCGGAAGCUUUACACCAACAAUGGGUCUUAUUGGAGCCAUGUAGUGUUUGAGCACCCAGCAAGGUUCCAGACACUGGCAAUGGAGUCGGAGAAGAAGAAAGAAAUCAUUGACGAUCUGAUCACAUUCAGCCAGUCCGAAGACUUUUAUGCUAGCAUUGGGAGGGCUUGGAAGCGAGGGUAUCUGCUCUAUGGCCCACCAGGAACUGGCAAAUCCACUAUGAUUGCUGCCAUGGCCAAUCUGUUACACUAUGAUAUAUAUGAUCUUGAACUAACUGCAGUGAAGAGCAACAACGAGCUAAAAAGGCUCUUGAUCGAGACCUCAAGCAAAUCUAUUAUUGUGAUUGAGGACAUUGAUUGCUCGCUGGAUUUAACCGGACAGAGAAGGAAGAAGGAGAAAAGGGAAGAGGUAGAAAUUACGGACCCAGAUGAAAAACCACCAAAAGAAGAUAAGGAUUCCAAGGCCAGCCAGGUUACUCUUUCAGGGCUUCUGAAUUUCAUUGACGGGCUUUGGUCAGCUUGCGGUGGAGAAAGACUUAUUGUCUUUACCACUAACUAUGUGGAGAAACUCGAUCCGGCUCUAAUUCGCAAAGGGCGGAUGGAUAAACACAUAGAGCUACCAUACUGCAACUUUGAAGCUUUCAAGAUUCUGGCUAAGAAUUAUCUUAAGCUUGAAUCGCACCCUUCGUUUUCCACAGUGAGUAGGUUGUUGGAGGAGACCAACAUCACCCCUGCUGAUGUUGCAGAGCAUCUGAUGCCAAAGACACUUCCUGGAGAUGCUGAAACCUCACUGAAAGUUCUAAUCCAAGCGCUUGAACAGGUUAAAGAGGAACAAAAGCUGAAAGCUGCUGAGGAAGAUGCCAAAGAGAAGAAAUCGCUAGACAAAGAAGAAGCAAAAGAGUAGAAAAAAAAUACAAAGGUGAAGAAAUUGGUCAGCUCCACAAAAUGCAGAGAAGGGCAGAGGAUAACAAAAAAAAAAAAAAAAAAAAAAAAAAAACCAGGAUAAGGGUGUAAAAUGAGUGGCACUGGUUUUUAUUUGGUAGAGAUUUUAGAUUCAGUAAUAAACUUCGCUUCUUUAGAAAAGAAAAGUUGUAAAAGACCAGUGAACCAAUCUUAUGAGCAACUUUAUCAAAUGGUUCCACUUUUAAUCUUAA